Cooperia oncophora is the source of this 594-nucleotide messenger RNA. The record is from the annotation of a GenBank genome assembly. Lineage: Eukaryota; Metazoa; Nematoda; Chromadorea; Rhabditida; Trichostrongylidae.
AUGCUCGUGUUCCGUCAGACAGAGUAUUAUAUGACUCAUCCUGUGCUUAGACAACUAUUGGACUAUCUUUCUGUAGACUGUCGCCCUGUCGCAGUGUAUAGAAUGGGCGCCUUGUCCCCAACAAAAAUAGGAUUCUUAAAAUUGUCUUUCCUUCAUCUUACUGUUGCCUCGUUAGUAGUCAAAAGGGCACCGCUUCUUAGGUACUUUCAUGUGAAAGGAAUUUAUAUUCGACCUUCAUUGACUAAAGUUGAACGGGAACGUUUACGAGCUCAAAGAUCUAUGCGCCCCGCUUCUGAUGUCUCUCCUAAUAAGCUAGAUGACCGUGUACAGGUUGAAUCUCUUUCUGUUGCUGAAAAAGUUCAAGAAACGUGGUUAAAGCUUAUGAGUAAGAUGGAACCUCUAUUAGGUGAUAUUUGUGCCUCAUAUGAAAUAUUUAGAUGUGAUAGACCAAGAAUUAAAGGGGGUGGAGUUGCACUGUUGGAGAGUAUUCCGAAAGCAUAUGAAAUCCUUGCGUGCGAUCUUACCUUAGGGACGGGAGCUCACAGAAUCAUCAUAGUAUAUAGGACACCCAAGUGCAAUACGGAACUUAAGUAA